Molecule: messenger RNA, 1678 nt
Organism: Rhagoletis pomonella (apple maggot)
Lineage: Eukaryota; Metazoa; Arthropoda; Insecta; Diptera; Tephritidae
Product: 23 kDa integral membrane protein
Cellular component (GO): membrane
Source: RefSeq, a predicted model, not a curated record
AUAAAGUUUGGUUUGCUUGUUCACCGCGAAUAUAGAAGCAUAAAUUCACCACAAUGGAUUGUGGCACAUCAACAGCUAAAUACUUGCUAUUCGCAUUUAACACUAUAGUAUCGAUAAUUGGCAUUUUGGGCAUCGUUUUUGGUGUAUUAAUUCUCAACAACAUCGGCACUAUCGAGGUCGAUGGCCAAGUCGGUUUCCCACCACAAGCCAUUGUACCAAUUAUACUCAUUACUAUUGGUUCAAUUGUGGUAUUCAUCUCAUUCCUGGGAUGCUGUGGCGCCAUACGUGAAUCCGUAUGCAUGACUAUGACUUAUGCCGUCUUCCUGUUGGUGCUACUCAUUCUACAACUGACUAUUGUUGUACUCCUAUGGACCAAUAAGGAUAAAUUUACCGCAGCAAUGGGUGAGGUCAUCGAUAAGGCUUGGGAGAAAGAGGCACGCCAGUCGGGCGUCUUCGAUGCCAUACAGCGUUCGUUGAAAUGUUGCGGCAAAAAUGGUUUCACCGACUACGUUGUAAUACUGCAGAGCCCACCGCCAAGCUGUUGUGAGAAUGACAACUGCGCGAAUCCGUUGAACGUCUAUGGCGGUUGCCGUAGCAAAUUCCAGGAAUUCAUGUCCUUCAGUACUGACACAGCCAAAUAUGUUGGUUUGGGAUUGAUUGCUGUGGAGUUGGUGGGCUUCAUUUUCGCCUGCUGCUUAGCCAAUAACGUACGCAACUAUAAGCGACGAAAUGCUUAUUAAUCGAGGAUGAACAGCGUCCAUGUUCCAUACAUUUUAAUUUUUUUUUUUGAUGUCGUCCUCAAACGCACAUUCAAUUCCAAUCUAAAUAGUAAUUGAAGUGAACCAUUGAUUUAUAAGUAUAUUUAUGUAUGUAUGUAGUUUUUUCCCUCAAAAAUAUACAUUAUAUAUUGAAUACACAUUUACAAAGCUUAUAUUAAAUCGAAAUGAAAUCGAAACACAAAAUGUUUAUUUAAAUUUUAAGUGACCAAGUAUGUGAAAUUGAAAAUAAAAUCAUUAAAAAGUAAAGAAAAAAAUAUUAAAUUUAUUAUAACCAUUGAAACAGAUGAAUCUGAAACUAUUUACGAAUGUUAUAUGCCUAAAGAAACAAUAAAAAAAAAACAGUUGAAAUAUAUGUGCAUACACACUGUGUACCACUUAAACUGCAAAGAGGAAAGAAAUGCGCAUAAGUUUAAUGAAGAAACGAUAUUAAAAAAUAAGCCACAAGUAAUCUCAAGAGAAUUUACGACAAGUUCUGUUUCAAGCAAAUAUGUCUGUAUAUUAAACAAUAAUGUUAUUGACUUUAAGUACACUUCGUGUGAAGUGAUAUGCAUUCAGAGUUUAAAUUUAUUAUAAUAUAUAUAUAUAUGUACUAUAUGUAUUUUAUUGGAUAUUAAUUAUAUGUAAAAGUUAGUCACGUUGUCUACAAGUUAUGUUGAAUUAUAUUUUUAUUUGUGUAUGCCUUAUUACAUGUUAAACUAAAGCAAGGAAUUUGCAAGAUAUUUAAGCAUUGAAAUAUUUAUGAAACACUAUGCAAUUUAAUAAGCGAACGUUAUUGUGUUCGUCUGCCCUACCUACAUUCAAUCAACUUUUGUACCAUUAUUUGGAAAUAUACUUACGCCAAGUAAUUAUAUAACAUUUUUUUGAACUCGAAAUUUCAUAAACAAAUAAACAAAUAAAGA